UCCUGUCACUUGUCAGUUUACUUGCUGCUCUGCUGUCUGUUUUCUGUUAGUGAUUUUUCAUUCGUUGUUGCUAUUGCUCGUGUCGUCUUCUUGGGUGUGAAAAUGUCUAUCGAGGCCUAAGCUGUGAGGCACUGUGUGAACGAUGAAAAGUAGCCCUACGCGCAAAUAUGAGAAUUUCUCCAACGACCACCACGGGAAGGAAACGGACAAGUAUUCACUAGACAGCCAAGACACCGCCAGUGUGCAUUCCACGGAGGAGGGGGGCGGGGGGCGGCGCGGGUUGAUCGACGUGAGCGCAGGUGCGGGCGACAUGUGGAUCAGUGCCGUCGAGAGCUCCAUACUGUCAUGGGAGGAGGUGGCAGAACGUCUCAACGUGGACGUCCGCCGCGGCCUGUCAUGGCGCGAGGCGAACGAUCGGAUGAACUUCGUGGGCCCCAACGAGUUCCAGGUCAAAGAACAGGAGCCGCUAUGGAAGAAGUACAUAGAACAGUUCCAGAAUCCACUCAUAUUGCUGCUGCUUGGCUCAGCAGUGGUGAGCGUAUGCAUGCGGCAGUUCGACGACGCGAUCUCCAUCACCGUGGCCAUCAUGAUCGUGGUGACGGUAGCCUUCGUUCAGGAGUAUCGGUCUGAGAAGUCGCUGGAGGAGCUGAAUAAGCUGGUGCCACCAUCUUGUAAUUGUCUCCGAGAAGGCAGCCUCGAACAUUUCCUGGCCCGAAACCUCGUCCCAGGCGACAUAGUCCACCUGAACAUCGGUGACCGGGUUCCAGCAGACCUCAGGCUCUAUGACUCCACAGACCUGGCGAUCGAUGAGUCCUCGUUCACCGGGGAAACGGAGCCAGCUGUUAAGAGUGUGCUCCCGAAUAAGGCUGCUGCGGGGAGGGUGAAUAAGGAUAAUAUUGCCUUCAUGGGGACUUUGGUUAGGUGUGGUAAUGCUAAGGGCAUUGUAGUAAGCACAGGCGAACGCUCAGAAUUUGGCGACAUCUUCCGAAUGAUGCAAGCUGAAGAAGCUCCAAAGACUCCCCUACAGAAAUCCAUGGAUACCCUCGGAGCUCAACUGUCCAUGUACUCCUUCUGCAUCAUCGGGUUCAUCAUGGUGACUGGCUGGCUGCAGGGCAAGGCUUUGCAGGACAUGUUCACUAUCAGCGUCAGUUUGGCUGUCGCUGCUAUUCCUGAAGGUCUUCCGAUCGUGGUGACCGUGACCCUGGCUCUCGGCGUGAUGCGUAUGGCCAAGAGGAAUGCCAUCGUCAAGAAACUGCCCACCGUCGAAACCCUUGGAUGCGUCAAUGUCAUCUGCAGCGAUAAGACUGGAACCCUAACAAAGAACGAGAUGACAGUGACAACUAUAUCGACAUCGGGCGGCCAUAUUGCCGAAGUGACGGGCACCGGGUACAACGCAUGCGGCGACAUACAGUUACGCGCGUACAAGGGACGCGAUCUAGACGUCGCUAGGAUGGCCGUCAAUACCAUGUUAGAGGUGGGAGUACUCUGCAACAACGCGACGCUCCGUGACGAGGCGCUGUACGGGCAGCCCACGGAGGGCGCUCUGCUCGCGUGUGCGCUCAAGAACGGCAUGCGGGACGUCAGGGAGGAUUACAACCGAUUACAUGAAAUACCUUUCAGUUCCGAAACAAAAAUUAUGGUAGUGAAGUCCGCGCCAAAAUUCUCCGACGGCAAAUUGAAAGAAGAGGUAUUCGUAAAGGGAGCCAUCGAGAAAGUUCUACCGCUAUGCACUCAGUACAUCGAUAGUAGCGGCAACUAUGCGCCCAUGACUAAGGAGAAACAAAACGACUUUAUCGGCGAGGCUUAUAAUAUUGCUAGGAUGGGUCUCCGCAUCAUAGCCCUAUGCCGCGGUCCUCGAGUAGAGUCCCUCGUAUACACCGGAGUAUGCGGCAUAUGUGACCCGCCGCGUGACGGCGUACGUGACGCCGUGGCCACGCUCGCACGUGCCAGCGUCGACGUCAAGAUGGUGACGGGCGAUGCCAGGCCCACUGCGCUUGCUGUCGCACAAAUGGUUGGUUUGGACGUUCUGCAUUCGCAGUCUUUGGCCGGCGAUCAACUCGACGCCAUGUCUGACGAAGAAUUGGAUAGGAUGAUUGACACCGUAAGCGUCUUCUACAGAGUGACUCCAAAACAUAAGUUGGCUAUAGUGAAGUCACUACAAAGGGUGGGCAACAUUGUAGGCAUGACUGGUGACGGCGUGAACGACGGUGUGGCACUAAAGCGGGCGGACAUCGGCAUCGCGAUGGGCCGCAACGGCACCGACGUGUGCAAGGAGGCCGCCGACAUGAUACUCGUUGACGAUGAUUUCGCUACUAUUAUCGCCGCCAUAGAAGAGGGCAAAUGCAUAUUCUACAACAUCCGCAACUUCGUGCGUUUCCAGCUGUCCACGUCCAUCGCGGCGCUGUCGCUCAUCGCCCUCGCCACGCUCAUGGGCAUCCCCAACCCGCUCAACGCCAUGCAGAUACUGUGGAUCAACAUUAUUAUGGACGGUCCCCCGGCCCAGUCCCUCGGCGUAGAACCAGUGGACCACUCGGUGCUACGGCGUAGGCCGCGCGACACGACGCGCCGCAUCAUCUCCCGCGCGCUGCUGCUCAACGUGCUGCUGUCUGCCGCCAUCAUCAUCGCCGGCACGCUCUGGGUGUUCAACAGAGAGAUGUCAGACAACAAAAUAACCCCCCGCGACACGACAAUGACGUUUACAUGCUUCGUGCUCUUCGAUAUGUUCAACGCGCUCUCAUGCCGGUCACAAACCAAGUCUCUAUUCCAAGUGGGCCUGUUCUCCAACAAGAUGUUCCUGGUGGCUGUCACCCUGAGCCUGGUGGGACAGAUGCUGGUCAUAUACUUCCCGCCGCUGCAGAGGGUGUUUCAGACUGAAGCGCUAACUGGACAUGAUAUAAUAUUCCUCGUAUGCCUCACAUCCAGUGUAUUCAUAGUGAGCGAAGUCAAGAAACUGAUCGAGCGUUCGUUAAAAAAGCGGGCUGCUGGCAAAUUCACCGGCAAGUCCCGGGAUGCCAUGGACUUCGUAUGACACAAGCCCGACGGCAAGGCGCAGUAAGCAUGCAACUCGCCAUCGCUGACUCGCAACAAUCCGGACAUAAAGACAUUCGAAAUUUGAGCCCUAGUGCAGGUGAGAGUGCGAGUGUUAGUGAGAGUGCGAGUCCCGGCGCCCCUCGUGCGAGUGCGAGUGACCCGCGCGAGGCCGAACGCCCCUUCUCCAUAUACGACGGUAAAAUCAAUAUUCCUACUAAUUUCUAAACGAAAUUCCUCCGCAGUAUUUUUGUGUGACUAUUUUAUUAUUGUUAAGCUUCGUUUAAUUAAGUGGAACUAGUGAAUUUAUAUUUUGCGAUCUUUUGUUUUUUUAAAGCGCGACGAAAUUGGACGUUUAUUUUUUUAGUUUUACUUUUUUUAAGUUUAUUUUUAGAUGACUAUGUGUGUGUCGUAUAUGGAUGUGCUAGGUAAUGUAAGAUGAUAUGUAGCGUUAGACAAUUCAAUAUUCGCAGAUUGCAGAGUUUUUACCUACUAACUUAUGUUUAUAGAAAGGUAUUAUAAAAUCUCAUUAGAUUGUUUAAAUAAUUUAAACUCUGCAAUCGCGAAUUAGGUAGAGAAAUAAACUUUUCUCUCAAUAUUGCAUUUAUAUUAUGACAGUUUCAUUGUGAACAGAAAUGAACAAUAAAUAUUAGGGAACCAUUGACAGAGACAAUUUUCAUAAUUCAUGAAAUUCAUCUCAAUAAUAUUUAUACCUGAAUAAUCACUUUUCGAUGUAUUCUAAACAAGAAAUAUUAUCGGCAAACCAGUGGUUGUAUUUUGAACUUUAUAACGAGUCACUUAGGCUACAUUUUGGAAAAAUAUUCAACAUGAAUACGUGGUAUGAAUCUGUUAUCUAAUUACGAACUGUACCAGUGUUUAAAUAAGGUUCAAAAUACAAGAAAGUCUUGGUUAAAAAUGAGGCCACUUUGUAAUAUGGAAAUAUGUAGUAGGUAAAUAAAAAAGUGAACUUAAACAUUGAGUAAUAUGUAAAUGGAUGUGGUAAUAUGAAAGGUUUACGCGUUUUAGGUAAAAAGCCAGUUUUGUUAAAUGGUAAGUCCAUUUCAUAUUACAUCCGUGUUCAAAGACAACAUUCCUUUGUCUAAGAUAAAAAAAAUAUUAAAACAAUAGAUCCGCAAGGCUCUUGCACUAAUUAUCAUAAUUAUAAAAAUAAAAUAUAAACAAUUUAGGCAAAAAUACGCAAGCUUGCUUAGAAUUUUAGACGUUUCUUUAGCUUCGGUAGGAAACCCAGUUUUUGAACUUUAAAAAAAAAUAGAAUAAUAAGUACUUAUAUACUUAUAAAACAUAUUACAUAAACGAUGUAAAAUAACGGGUAAAAAAAUCAUGCCAUUUCUGUUGGAGGGAGAUGGCGCUAUACAAAUAGUAUGUCUAUCUCACUCGCACUAUGUUUUAAAAGCAUCUAGCUUUGCCCUGUAUAUAGCUUGAAAAGCUUAUUUAUUAUCCUCUCGAUUUUUCAUUAAAAAUAUAAUAUUUAAUUUUGCAAAUCGUUAGAAAGUAAAUUAUUGGUGUAGCCAUAUUUAAAUUGUUGUAUCGACAUCGAUAGAUGAUUUAGUUUAGUUGGGAGUGUUUGAAAAAGUAGAAAAACUAAACCGAUUAAAAUAAAAAAAUAAAUAUUUUAUUUUUUACCAACUUCAAAAAGGGAGGUUCGUGCGUGAUUAUCUCACGCUGAACCGACUUUGAUAUGGUUUUCAGUAGAGUAUUUAUCAGACUUAGGAGAAGGUUUAAAGUAUAUUAUUGAAAACGAUUUUUUAUGCUUUUGGUCCAACAUAAUCCGUUUCAUAAUUAGUUAAAAUUUUAAAGUAAAAUUAGAAUCUGUAGUAGACUCUUGUGGACCAUAGAUAUUGAAUAUUCUGUAACAGCUGUUUUUAAUAUUGAUAUUAAUAUCUAUUAUUCGAAUUAUAUCAUGAUACGAUAUCUUGACAGCGUUAGACGCGAUUUUCAAAUAUAAAUUAAUGUUUAAGUAGCUUGAGUUACAUAUUACCCAAAGGGGAUUUUAAUAUUAUGAAAUUGGUAUAAAGUAGGGACGUAAAAAACGUUUUAAAAUUAAACGUACUAAAAAAUCUGAAACAGAGAGUGAUCUUUCUCACUCUAACAUUGAAAGUAAAGCAUGUAACCUUCUCGGUCUGUCCAUCUUUCAUAGUUAAAUAUUCCGAGGAGUUGCUUAAAUAACUUGUAAUUAAUUACAAAAGAAUGUCAUACUAUUUGUUGACGAUAAUUCUUGGCUGAAAAAAGAAGUGCAAAAGCCAUGCUAAAUGAAUAACCCCUGUAAAAGAAAUUAGUCGAAACGUCUAACGGUCUAAUAAAAUCUUAGAACAUUAAAAAAAAAUCCCAAGUAUUUCAGUAGAUUACAAGUUAUAUAUUGUGUAACCUAUAUAAUCAUUUCGCUGUAAUGUUGCUUACAGUGCAGCUAACUUAUUCAUAUUUAUAAUUAAAAUUAAAUAAAAAUUGUAAACCUAUGUCGUAUCUUUACUCUCAGUUUUAAUGUGUAUUUAUGAACAUGCUGUAUCAAUUGGAAAUAUACAUGUAUAUAUGACUAUGUAUGUUUGUAUAUCCAAAUUAACUUACAGAUAAUACAUACAAUACUGUUGUAAAGCUCAAAAUGGGCUCGAAAUAGACAUUCGUCUCAUUGGGCUAUCACAGAGGUCACCAAUCUUCUUAUAUAUCCUGGUAAGCAAACCCAGCUUCAAACUGGUCGUAUAUGUAUGUAUAAUUCCGAUUGUAAAAAGCUCUAUUAUUAAAAAUAAUUUAGUUUGGGAGUGUGUGUUGGCUGUGAUAAUCAAUAAUAUGGCCCCGGAUGAUAUUACAAGGUUUUUAAUUAUACUGACAACAGUUAUUAUGAAACAUUGUGAAAAUAUUUAAAACUUAUACCAUUGUCUAUGUUAUGUACAGUCAUGGACAAUAAUAAGUAUAGUUUUUACUCGUUUAAUGUCCAUAGACUGUACGUUACAAAAAGUUUUAUUUAUCUGUGACAUAAAAAUACCAAUUUUGACAUAAACUCAUGUUUGGUCUAACGAGGUGCUUGAUAUUGUGAAUGCGAGUUGGUAGCAUUGUUAAAAUUUAUUGUAAUCGUAUCCUAUUGAAUUUAGUUGUGUCUUUUGACUGUUAGAAGCAGAUUGAGUUAUUAUGACAGUAGAAUUGGGUAUGACUCGGCUUUAUCAAGUAAAAAUUAUGUUAAGUCUCUUGAUAAAAGAAUAAUCUAUCGUAUAUUGGAACAUCACUAGCUUAUUAUUACUAUUUUAGUGACAAGAAAGUACGAUAGUGCUUGACUUUUGUACUCAGAACAAUUUCAUCACAACUCUACUGUCAAAUAUCGAGUAAGAACCUGUUUCUAGCUUCACAAAAAUUUGAUGUUUCAUCCAUUGUGAGCCUAAUCUCUUCUUAGUGGAAAACGUCGCGAUGUCAUAAUAUAUGUUAGUCAAAGUAAUUCAGUUUUAUUUGUUAGUUUAAAUUAUGAAAUCGUAUCAAAUGUCUGCUUUUAAGUAUUUAUGAUCUUCUACACGACUUUUGAACUACCGUCACAUUUACAACUCAAUGACAAGUACAUAAAACGUUGUAUAUCCAAUGAAUUGCAAAAUGACAUUAUAUUUUUUUUUAUUUUCAAAAUAUUUUUUCUUCUAUAGAAUAAUUUCGUAUUUUUGCUAAUUUUUUUUCUUAUUGUCAAAUGUGCAAGUAGUUCAAAAGUCGCAAGUUUGUGUGAAAAGUAAGUGAUAAUGUAAUGUUUCCAUGUGAUCCUGAGUCAUAUCUGUAUGUUUGUGUCUCUGCGAACUAUAUUGUCUCUUAGCUGUCAUACUACUAAAGGGGAUUAACGUCUAGCAA
Molecule: messenger RNA, 6861 nt
Organism: Helicoverpa armigera (cotton bollworm)
Lineage: Eukaryota; Metazoa; Arthropoda; Insecta; Lepidoptera; Noctuidae
Gene: SPoCk
Product: calcium-transporting ATPase type 2C member 1
Exons: 19
Coding region: 143-3028 (961 amino acids)
Biological process (GO): intracellular calcium ion homeostasis; calcium ion transmembrane transport; manganese ion transport
Cellular component (GO): endoplasmic reticulum; plasma membrane; Golgi membrane
Molecular function (GO): P-type calcium transporter activity; ATP hydrolysis activity; ATP binding
Source: RefSeq, a predicted model, not a curated record